This is a messenger RNA of Meira miltonrushii, 2140 nucleotides long. RefSeq lists its product as uncharacterized. The record is from RefSeq and is a predicted model, not a curated record. Lineage: Eukaryota; Fungi; Basidiomycota; Exobasidiomycetes; Exobasidiales; Brachybasidiaceae. The transcript has a single exon. Bases 94 to 2046 code for a protein of 650 amino acids. Gene Ontology annotation, biological process: lipid storage; lipid droplet organization. Gene Ontology annotation, cellular component: endoplasmic reticulum membrane.
CGCGUAAAGUUUCAACUUAAAACCAACACUUUACUUUUGGUGGAGUGUUGUCCUCUUUCUAUCCCAUCAUCAUCACAAUCACAACCACCGAUCAUGUCACAAAGACAGACGGGAGGUGGUCCUUAUUAUGCUUCUUCUUCGUCAGCCGGACAGAGGUAUGGAUCAGCGGCUGAUGUUCGACCUUAUCGAGGUGGAGCAGGUGCAAGUGGCCGUCAAGCACCUCCAUCACCUCGAAUUUCUCAACCACCACUAAUCCCACAAGCAUUCACAGAAGCAUUAGAACGUUUACCUCCUCCAAAUCAAUGGCCUUCUCAAGUGCUAUCUUAUUUGGUAGUCGAUCCACUCUUGGCUCUCUUUCGAUUCGUGCUGGAAAUGGCAAUCAAUCCGCGUACACAUCGUAUCAUCUUGCGACUCAGCGUUUUGUCUGCCUUGUUUUGGACAGCUCUAGGGUUGGCAAUCGCAGGCUACGUAGGAUUUUAUCGUGCUUGGGUCCCUGAUAUCGGCCUUACUCGAACGGUGUGGUUGCAAUACGGAUAUGAUCGACCUCCAUUCGCAGAUAUAUCUCUGCAUGGGCUAAACUCUGCAAUCGGUGUAUUUGCUGAAGAUCAAGAAUAUGAUGUGAGCCUGGAUCUGAUCGUUCCUUUGAGCGCUGCUAAUUUGGACCUCGGCAACUUUAUGAUUGCUUUGGAUCUUCGAUCUGCACAAAAUUCUUCCGUUCAUCAUAUCAGCAAGCCAUGGAUAAUUGUUCACGAGCCAGGACCGAUUCGAGCAAUGAAUAACCUAAUGUUCCAAUUCACUAGAAAUGCGCCCGCAUUCAUUCUGCCAACAUCGUCCCCUCCGGUUCAGUUGAUGACGAUUCCUCUUCUCAGUCGAGCAGUCCUGGAACCGGCACGAGCAUCUCAUCCUUUCGCUGCCACCGUCCCAGCAGGUGUGGUGAGCGCACACAUCACUGUCGGAAGAGCAGAUGCAAAUAAGUACUGGGUCUAUGGAGGUGGACAUGGCGUUGGAGGUGUCUUGCCAGAGACAGGAGGAAUUCUGAAAGCUGCAUCAUCGUACGAGGGAUAUCGAAGUCGUGGUGAAUUGCAAACUCACAGUGCAAGUUUAAGAUUUGAUGCGCAUUUGACCGGCUUGCGAUACUUUAUGUAUCACCAUCCUUUGGCCUCCUUCAUCUUAUUCACAAGUCUCUUCAUGGGAUUCGAGUUGAUCUCAGCACUUACACUCUGGGCAAUCGCCGCAUUCUACACUUCUUCUUUGACACAACCUUCUCUGGAAAUCGAGGACAACUUUACCGGCAGAUAUGGUGGUACAAGUACCGAUUUCGAUUCUACGCCCAGACCAAGCGCAGGCGAGGAAGGAUACGAAAGCGAGACACCGACUCCAGAAAGUGAUGCAGAACAAAGAAGACAGCAGAGUAGAUUAGCAGAAAGCAGUAAUUUGAGCAGCGCACAAAGACAAUCAUUAGCAAGCUUACAAGCCAGAGAUACACAAGAAUUCUAUGAACAACGAAGAGCAGAAAUGUUACGAGAUGAAUUGGAAGGACGCAGGAUGACUGCUGUCGAUCAACCUGCAACGGGCGCUUUGGAUGAUCUUGAACUUACGCAAGGUAGACGUGUGCUUGGACGAUUGGAUGAAGAAACGGAGGAGGAGACUGAUGUGCAUGCGAGCGAAACAAGUGCUGGUUGGGAAGAUGUAGGAGAAGAAGAGGGUGAAUCUGGUGAGACAGACCCUCUCGCAGGAGGCAUUGCAGCGGAUGAUCCAGACUUGGCCAGAAUUGCAGCUUUGCGAAGACGAACGGUGAAAGAAGAAGAUGGUGAUGAUAAUACUCCGUUCGGAAGGGGUCAAAGUACGAUUGGUGGAUCAUCUACCUCACGUGCAUCUUCUGUUCGUUCAUUCGGUGCAACCUCUCUCGGGACAGGUAUUACUGGCUCCUCUGUUGCACCUAGCAGAUCUCAAACACAAGCAACUCCUGAAAUCAAGGAAGAAUAUGAAGAACCCGAAACAGAAGACGGAGAUGAUACGGAACGAGAUGAUAAUGAACGCUCAUAAUAAUUUUUCGCGAUUACCUACUUUUCAUUGUGUAUACCCUUUUUCUGUCAAUAUGAUACCUGAGCAAUCUAUACGGAAUAUAAAUACUUUUUGU